UACGGUACGGCAGGUACCGUACCUGGUACGGUACCGUUCCGGUACCGUACGCUUGGAUAAAUUCAUGCCAGCAUCCGGCACCCCUCGCACACAAUUAUUGCAGAAUAGUAUUGCACAACACCUACCUCACAACCGCAUGUCACAUCCACAGUAGGGCAGAAGACAUCAGACAAAGAAGACCAUGAUACUGCAUUCCUCAAGCCUCUUCAGUGUUCUGUUGCAUUUAGUUGGUUUGUUCCAGCAAUGUAGUGGCUUCUCCUUCUUUCCGUCAGCAACAAGACGCUCAAGUUCUACUAGUAGUGCUCUCUUUGGUCGUCGCGGUCGCAAGCAGCAACAGCAACGACAAAAGAAACAACCAACAAAAGAAGCAACCACUAUCAAACAGCCUCGUGUCACUACCAGACCGAAAUCCGAGCUUACUUCAUUGACCAUUGCUUCCGAUUGUACGAUUCAAAUUGCUCAAAUCAAUUCCAACGAUCCUUGGUGGGAGACGACCCAAAACCCGUAUGGAGCUCGGGUAUGGCCGGCCAGUUUCGGCAUUGCUCAAUAUCUAUGGCAACAACAUCAACAGGGAGAUUACCUGGAGGGUAUUCAGGCAUUCGAAGUGGGGUGUGGGACGGGGUUGGUGUCACAAACGGUAGCCUUGGCGGGUGCCACGGUGCAAGCGACUGAUGUUUCCCCAGUGGCACUGCAAUUGACCCAACAAGGAUGGGACGCGACUGUCAAACAACACCAAAACUCCGCUUCUUCUUUAUUGACCACUUCGAUUUACGAUAUCACCCAACCACUUCCUCCCCCAAACGACUCGAAGACGACGCGAUCACAACAAUUGUUUCUCGCAUCGUGUGUAUUGUACGAGGGUGAUUUAGGUAUUGCCAUGGCCCAACGAGUCAAAGAAGCGUAUCAAAGAGGAAUGUGGAUCUUAUUGGGAGACGAUGACUCGGGAUAUCGAGAAGGGGGCCGGCAAAGCUUUCUAGAACAAUUAGCAUUGGGAUCAUUGGGCAGUAUUACUAGUCAAAUUGAAUGGAAACAAGGCACUGUGCAAUGUACGGAAAUGGGGUGGAGGGAGAAACCAUUCUCGUUUCUAGAAUUCAAUGCACCAAAAAAGGAAGUGUAAAGCGAAGGAAGAUAUAAUAUGUUGUGACUAUCUCUGAGGAAGCCGCCAAAUUCAACACUGGUGGGAGCCAGUUUUCGAUGAAAUCUUCAAUGGACGCUGCAAGUCGAAAGCCGCAUCGUGGACGAUACAUGAUGUCUUGCCACUGGCCGAGGCGACAACGUUGAAUGGCAAUGGCGGCGGGCCGAUCUCCACCUGCGGUAGAGUAGUCUGCCUCCCCGAGGACCAGCGUAACCGCUUCUUCAAACUCGCAAUCGUUGGCCUUCACUACUAGACUACUAGCUAUUUCCCAUACUCUCGCUCGUUGAAAAUCGGUUGAGCUGUACUGGGCUGGGAAUGAAUCUCAAAAGAGAGUUCAAGGUGUUUAGAGGAAUUCUGCCUCCGCACAUUGCUUUGUUUUUGUGUGUCCCCAUCCUAUGGUAGGACCUGCGCUCAAGGAGGAAUGAACUUCCAUGUGGCCCCCGAGUGCGAAAUAUAGUAGGCCCCUUUUAUUUCAAAGAUCAUUUGUGUCCAAGACGGUUGCUCAUUGGCUUUAAAAAAAUGAUGAGGGGUUGUGCCGUACCGGUACAAGGCCGGCCACUAGCCCCGCAUGAAAGAGAA
Molecule: messenger RNA, 1714 nt
Organism: Seminavis robusta
Lineage: Eukaryota; Bacillariophyta; Bacillariophyceae; Naviculales; Naviculaceae
Source: the annotation of a GenBank genome assembly